This is a messenger RNA of Penicillium egyptiacum, 1428 nucleotides long. The record is from the annotation of a GenBank genome assembly. Lineage: Eukaryota; Fungi; Ascomycota; Eurotiomycetes; Eurotiales; Aspergillaceae.
AUGGUCGCAAGCCUCUCCGGAACAGGGGCACCGCGGGUUUCAAGUAUAGAUAAGAUGGAGGGUGGAUUCAGCAAGGCCCUCCUUAUGACAACCCUGGAUGGCUCUGAAUACAUUGUCAAGAUCCCGUGCCCGAAUGCAGGAAGGCCUAUGCACUGCACAGCAUCUGAGGUUGCCGUCUUGAACUUCGUGAGGACACAUACCACAAUCCCCGUGCCAAAUGUUUUAGCAUGGAGUGCCGACUUAACCAACCCAGUAGGCACUGAGUAUAUUGUGAUGGAGCGAGUUCCUGGAGUUCAGAUCUUCAAGAAAUGGAAUGAAAUGGGAGAGGUCAACCGCAUAUCAAUCAUCAAACGUCUCACGCAAUGGGAGCAUGAGCUUGCUGAGAUUCCAUUUCCAGCCUAUGGCAGCCUAUAUCACAAAAGUUCCCUAAGCGAUCAUGAAAUAAUCCCGUUAGAUCCAUCUGUGGAUCCUGAAGGUCUAUUUUGCGUUGGUCCUUCCUGUGAUUCUCGCUGGCCCAUGCAGCAUAGUCCUAAUGUUCACUGCGGCCCUUGGAAAACAAUCGGUGACUUGGGCGAAUCUCUUAUCAAUCGCUCAAUUCUCGAAUCUCAACACCAUCUCAAUCCAAAACUACCAGCCUCCCUAAAUGGUCCCUUAGAGGAGCAUUUGAUAACCCUUGGUAUGGCAAAGGAAAUUAUGCCAGCAGUGGCAAAUAAUCCCAAGCUGCUAGCUCAGUCCCAGCCUAAAUUAUGGCAUGCCGAUCUUCAUAUGGGAAAUAUCUUUGUCGCCGAGGAUGACCCGGCUAAGGUCACUGGCUUCAUUGACUGGCAGCAUACUUCCAUCAGCCCCUUGUUUUUGCAUGUCAGAUGGCCCGUCUUCUUGUCUCCACCAGAAGACUACCCAGAGGGCCACGUAAUGCCUCAGCUUCCACCUGACUAUGAAGAUAUGGACGCCGAAGACAAGGAAAUUGCCCAAUACAACAAAGAAAAGGCUACUUGGGCGAAGGCCUAUGAGGUUGCAACCUUUCUGAAUGAUAGAAAAGCCUGGAGAGCAAUGCAAGUUCCCUUGCCACUAAAAGAACUAUUCCUUCGCUGUGGUGAUACCUGGGACGAGGGAAUCCUCCCGCUCCGGGAAACAUUGAUUGGACUUUUCCGCAGUCAGCGGGACCUCGGAUUCGAAGCAGAUCUAUCGUUGCACUUCAAUGACGAGCAGAUCGGAGCACACGAGAAGGAGUUUCAAGCCUAUGAAGAAUGGCACGAAAUACGCACCCUCGUCAAGAAAAUUCUUGAUACUGAUAAUGAUGGUUGGAUUGCUCCAGAGAGCGAUUUUAUCGAGAUGAAAUCUCGGCACAAGGUGUUGUUCGACUACUAUGUUUCCCAGCCAGAUAUUAACAAAACCCAAGAUGAAGUCCGGAACUUAUGGCCAUUUUAG